GCGCGCUUUGCCUUACGUUGCCGUUUCCACGGGCUCACUUUGUCGCUGAUUCCCACCGGUCCCCUGUUUCCUCGAUAGAAAUAUGCGGACAUUUCCGUCUUCCUUCUAAACCCCUCUCCAAAGAGGUUCGCAGGAUCCUCACUCUUCUAUAUAAAGGCAGGCAAGAUAGCCUUAGUUUUCCAAGUCCUUUCGGUACACCCAUAGCGCAGUCGUCCUCCCCUGUUUCCAAAGGAGAAACAAUUAAUCGGUCUACCAGGAUGGUGAAGCAAAAAAUUGUUAUGAAGGUCUCGAUGGACGACUCCAAGAAGCGCUCGAAAGCUCUCAAGAGUGCUGUUGGAUCAACCGGUGUAAUAUCUGCAAAAAUAGACGGGGACAAGAUGGAAGUGGAGGGAGAUGGAGUCGACUCGAUUGCACUGACAACAACACUUCGGAAACGAAUGGGCUAUGCCGAGCUGGUUAGCGUUGCAGCAAUGGAUGAGAAGAAGGAAGAGAAGAAGGAGGAGAAGGAGACCGUGCCGCCGGCGACCUGGGCAUAUCCUCACGUCCCUGUGGUGGUUCAUCAGCCCUACUACGACUCUAAUUGCAAUAUUAUGUAGGACUUGCCGACAAAGGCAGCACAAAAAGGUUGGGCGCGUCCGGAUUUCGAAGAAGGACGACUCAUGUGCUCUCUGUCCGUCGGUUUGCUUGCGAUCCGUAAAUGGUGGUCGAUACGGAGUUGCAUGUAAUUUUAUUUUUACUUCUUAUUUGUUUUAUAGGUUAUGUGGGGUCUGGGUGUGGCUCUGGUCGGUCUGUCCCCUUUUUUUCUUUUUUUUUUGCGUGACGGUCUGUCCCUUUAUGAAUGGCUUGAAUAUAGAAUGGCAGGUUUUGGGAGAAUAUUCUGGUACCU
Elaeis guineensis (African oil palm) is the source of this 886-nucleotide messenger RNA. RefSeq lists its product as uncharacterized. The record is from RefSeq and is a predicted model, not a curated record. Lineage: Eukaryota; Viridiplantae; Streptophyta; Magnoliopsida; Arecales; Arecaceae.